Schizosaccharomyces cryophilus OY26 is the source of this 3117-nucleotide messenger RNA. Its product is annotated as transmembrane transporter. The coding region runs from base 1100 to 2944 and encodes 614 amino acids. NCBI's taxonomy places the organism in Eukaryota, Fungi, Ascomycota, Schizosaccharomycetes, Schizosaccharomycetales, Schizosaccharomycetaceae. The transcript has a single exon. Gene Ontology annotation, biological process: transmembrane transport. Gene Ontology annotation, cellular component: plasma membrane. Gene Ontology annotation, molecular function: purine nucleobase transmembrane transporter activity. The record is from RefSeq and is a predicted model, not a curated record.
CUUGAUUUAUGCCUAUAGAUAUAACAUGGAGGAUAAAAUUCCUUUUUUUUUUUUCGUAGCCUCGUCGCUUGCUCCUCCUUAAUCAAUCCUAAUCUUAUCAAGCUUUGGAUUGGGUUUUCUACUUAAGUCGGUACAUAUCCCUUUCGUUCGUCUCCAAACUCAAUCCAACUACACAACGACUGCGGAAAACAUUCCAUUCCCAACUCGUUCUGCAUUUUUUUGGGUUUGUUCUUGUUUUCUCUAUUUAUUUAUUUAUCUAUUUUGGUACAAGUUGACUGUGCCUUUCUUGUCCUUUUGUAAAUUAUUUGUUUACACUGAGAUCAGUCUUGUCUUUUCCAUCUCUCGUCUUCUCUCCCUUCCUACUAUUCAUUCUCUUUGGUUUGUUUACAGUGACUAUUUCCACACGAAAUUGCCUCUGUUACUUAUCCGAAUCCUUAUCUGCUUUCUCUCUUGAAUCCUAUUCAUCAACUAUCGGGCAUUUUUUUCCAUUGAUUAUCUAGCCCCUCACUUAUUAUCUGCUCGGGAUCUGUUUGGCUGUUCUUCCCUUCUGACUUUAACGUUUAUCACAUUUUCUAUCGCAACCCAAUUUUUGUUACUUUUAGGUAGCAACGGCGCUGUAUCUUCCAAUAACCCAUUUAAAAUUUUUUCUUAAAACGCUAGUUUUUGUUAACUAUUUAAUCCAUAAUUAUCCCUGUCUUGGUUAUAUAACCGCUUCGCUUCCUGCCACGUUGUUCGGCAAUUCCAUUGCUAAUCUUUUGGAAAAGCCACAGAAAAACAUCGACUCUUCCUUAUACAAUUGAUUUUUCUUUCUUGGCUCUGUCAAUUGCUGUUUGGUUCAUUCAAUCAUAAAUAAUUUUGCAUUGUACUGCGCGUUAAGGGUUUUGCUGGUAUUAGAUUCGCCUAAGUCUUUCUGUUCUUCUUCUUUUUCCAUUGGCGUAAUAGCUUCUAUUCAUUUUUUUAAUUGAAACUUUUUUUGGGUACAGAAUUAGUUUCUUUUCCUCCUCUUUCAAUUCUUGAUUUUAGUCUUUUGUUGAUUUGUAUUGGUCGUUUCAUCUCAGUCUUUUGUAGGUUUAUUAAUUUAUCCAGUUUUAUUUAAAAUAUGAAGGUUAUGCAACGCAUCGGCGAAUGGGUUGAAGAAAUGGACCUCAGAAUUGCCCGCAGUCCCGUCGGUCGCUGGUUCCGUCUCGAAGGAUGUGGGCAUCCUCGCGAACGUAAAGGUAGCCGUUUUAGUGUUGAAAUUCGUGCUGGUUUAACCACCUUCUGUGCUAUGGCUUAUAUCCUUGCCGUUAACGCUUCCAUUAUGAUAGAUACUGGUGGUCCUUGCGAAUGUACCGCCUCCGACCCCAAUGACUGCGAUAGCGAUAAAACCUUCGCAAGCUGUAAACAAAACUUUCACCGCGACGUCGUCACAGCUACUGCGGCUAUCUCUUGUUUGUCUUCUAUAUGUAUGGGUUUAUUUGCUAAUAUGCCUGUUGGAAUGGCUCCGGGUAUGGGUUUAAAUGCUUAUUUUGCCUAUCAGGUCGUUGGUUUCAAUGGUACUGGUCGUGUGCCUUAUCGUGAAGCUCUUUUGGCCGUUUUUGUUGAAGGCUUCAUCUUCACCGGUCUUACUAUCAUCGGUCUUCGUCAAUGGUUAGCUCGUGCCAUUCCUACUUCUCUUAAAUUUGCAACGGGUGCUGGUAUCGGCCUAUAUUUAACCAUUAUUGGCUUGACUCCUAGUGCUGGUCUGGGUGUCGUUGGCCAUUCUACUUCCGAUAUCGUUGGUCUUGGUGGUUGUCCUCCAGAGUAUCUUUCGUCUGACUAUACUUGUAAUGGCCAUGAAUUGCAAUCUGCUCGCAUGUGGGUAGGUAUAUUUUGCGGUGGUGUCUUUACCGCUGUUCUCAUGAUGUACCGUUUCAAAGGAGCAGUCCUUGCUGGUAUUGCUCUUGUCACCAUUGCCAGUUGGCCUCGUAGAUCCAAAAUUACCAUGUUUCCCCACACUGAAAGCGGCGAUUCCGACUUUAACUUUUUCAAAAAGGUCGUUAGCUUUCGUAAAAUUAACAGCAUUUUGGUUGCUCAAAACUGGAAAGUUACUGGUGGUCAAUUUGCAAUUGCUUUAAUUACUUUUCUCUAUGUCGAUAUUAUGGAUAUGACUGGUACUUUGUACUCCAUGGCUCAUUAUGCUGGCCUCGUCGAUUCCCGAACCCAAGAUUUUGAAGGAUCCGCCGUUGCUUAUCUCGUCGAUGCUUUGAGUAUCUCGAUCGGGUCUCUUUUCGGAGUCUCACCCGUCACCGCUUUUAUCGAGUCUGGUUCCGGUAUUUCUGCCGGCGGUAAAACAGGAAUUGUCGGUAUAAUCAUUGGUAUCUGCUUCUUCAUAUCUCUUUUCUUUUCUCCUAUCUUUUCCAGUAUUCCCGUAUGGGCCACCGGCUCUACCUUGGUUCUUGUUGGUAGUUUGAUGAUGAAAAGUUCAGCGCUUAUUAACUGGAGUUAUCUCGGUGAUUCCAUUCCUGCCUUUAUUACGAUUGCUUUGAUGCCUUUUACUUAUUCAAUUGCUUAUGGUUUAAUUGCUGGUAUCAUUUCAUACAUCGUUUUGAAUACUAUCAUUUACAUCAUCGACAAAGCAUCCAGAGGCAGAAUUACUCCUGGCGAUUACGACCAGAAGGAACCUUGGACUUGGCGUGUCGAAGGUGGUUUGUUGCCUCCUUGGGUCAAACGUUUGCUUCAUGGUGAAAAGAGAUUCUGGGAAGACCCUAAUGAUCGUAAACUGAAUGAGAAUAUGGAGUUAGAAAUGAGCAAUACACCAUCUUUCACAGAAAAGAAUAGUGAGAAAGGUACUAUUACUAUGAAGGAAGCAACUCGUGAUGUCCUUCCUCUAGAUGAAGGAAUCGGUGAAAGCGAAACUAUCCGGGAAGCUCGUCAUGAUACUCCCUACGCUGGUAUUGACACUGUAACCGAUAUGCGUAUCUAAUUUACUGGUGUGUGCGAUCAUCUUUUCAACUAUGUUUUCUUCCCCGGAAAAUACAAUCAUCUUCUAAAACUUGUUAAUUUCCUUUUUUGGUACUCUAAUUUUUUUUAAUAUCUAAUAAAUUUUUAAUAGUGGUAUUUGUUAAUAAAAAUAGGAAGUUCUUAUUCAUCUCAAAA